AUGACCACGAACAGCGCCCCAAGCAAACGCGGCAAUAGCAACAGCAACAAUGACUCUUUCGCCGCCCUUCAACUGUCCAUCCAGCGACCAGGCCACGAGCCUCAGACCCUCCGACUCUGCUUCCACUCCGGCUGGCCUUCCCUCUCCGAGACGAUCAGCCUACAUUUCGACGGCCGAGACGAUACCGAUCGCAAUACCUCGCGAGAACCGAACACGAUUGCGAACAUUGGACUCGGAGACGCCAUCGGGUGCCAAGGCUCCAUCCGCUGCAUGCUUCUGUCUCCAGAUUCCGAAUCUGUCCACAAUGGGGGAUGCUGCCUGCAAGACUCGCCACCAGCAUCCUCGCUAAAAGAGGCGGAGACGCAACAUCCCGAGUUGAAGAGACGUCGUCCGGGCACCAGCCGCUCGAAAAUACACCAAGCCGAUGACUCCCUCAACGAUGAUGACGAUGGCGAUGAUGGCGACACAACUGCUUUGCCAGUUAAGAGGCGGCGCUGUUCUUCAGGGUCCUUCGGGAGAAGCCUAGCCCCCAUAUCGGCAUCGCCAGCUGCUCCAGAGUACAACUGCCUCGUUCACCUCGGUCUCGUCAAGCUUUACCCAACCGAACACGACGUCAUUCUCAACCGCCUUCAACCAUCCGUCAUCCACCGAAGCCGAGCCCAAACCCUGCAGCAGCGCCUUCUCUGGCCCUUGACCUCUUACCUGCGCUGGUUCGGGAACUUGACCCGACUGCGCUCGAUACCCCUGCGUGUCGCAGCAUGCGCUGCCUUGGUAGUCGGUCUGGCUGCCCUACUUCGUGCUCUCCCACACCUGCCACUCGCUCGAGAGCGCCCAUCUCAAGGCGGCCACACACACGCCUCUCCCUCUCCUCCUGUUCGCCACCUCGAUCUACUCGCCCUCUACUCCGCAAACCUUGUCCGCUACGCUUCUGUGCCGAGGAUCCUGUCUCUCGGCUUCGCCGCCGGGUCGUUGCACGAGCUAGCAGGCCGAUAUGCCCCGGAACCCCCCGCCUUCGCGUGCAACUCGGCCGGCCACUUUGUGCCAGAGGAGUACUUCCUGUCCGACCUGCGACUUGUUCUCCCUGACGUUAUCUGGGACCUGAGACGCAACUCAGGUAGCACCGCCGACCCUCGCUCCAGCUCCGCCGAUGACAAUGUGGAAGAUGGCGACAAGACCGCCCCAUCCCUCGCCGCUCUUCAGGAACAGGUCUCCAGGGUCCUCUCCCGUCUCACGAUUCUCAACGGCAAGAUCCGAGCCUUUCCCAAGAACUGGUCUUCGGACGUGUUCCUCGCUUCGAGCUCGCGCCUGCUGGAGCUCGUCGAGGUCCGAAAACGCGAACCCGACGUCACAGUCUCGGCCAAGUACGAAUCACCGGAUACCACACCCGCCACCCUUGUCAGGCCUAACUGGUCCAGACUGGCCGAGGAUGCUGACGUUCCGCAAUCCUUCAGCUCAGCAUGGGCGGCGUACAUGGUCGCACGAAGCGAGCGGCGGUCGCCUUUGCAUACGCCUACACCGCCGCAGCCAGGCCUCUCGUCCUCUACCCCGCCAACCGAUUCAAAUGGACAGGACAGGAUCAACAACACCCAUCAGAGCCUCUUGAAAAUGGCCAGGAGGCCACUUGUGACGGUCAAUCUCGACAUUCCCGGAGAGGCCGCGCCCGGCCACCACGACCACGGAUACGCCAGGGUCCCUCGGGAGCAAGUGCUGGUUCUCUACGCUGCCGUCCUCGACGAAGCUUACGCCCUGCUCUCAGACAUAAUCGCGCGUGUCAAUCAAACCGUCGCCGUCGUGCCCGACCCGAUACCCCCGAACGUGGCGCCCGACGAAGGGAUGCGCUCACUCCUCGACAAACCCCCUCAAUACGGCAUCGCACGGAUACAUCGCGCCGCCCCGUUCCUACGCACCAUCGCCCUCGCGCGCCUGGCUGACAUGCGGGACCGGGCUCGCUCGGCAGUCCUCGUGCUCCGCGACGUGGUCGCACGCCAGUCGCCGCCCAUCGACCCUGGCAGCGGCGGUGGCAGCAGCAACACCAAUAGCACCGUGUCUGGGCCUGCAGCGACCUUUCCCGGGUGGCCAGUCAUCGCCGUCGACAUGGAGUUCGCCCACCAGUGGAUCCGGACGGAGUAUGAAGAAUGCAACCUUGCGACCAAGAUGAGGCAAGUCAACUUUAUGGCCGGCGUCGACGAAAUCGAGAGCGAGGAUGAGGGCGGCCGCACACCUGAGGGCCUGGUCUGGAGCAGGUGGAACAUGGAAGACGACCGGGAGGAUCCCUACAUGCGUGAGAGGUUGUUCUGGUGGCAGCGGCGGUGGCGGCAGGUACCCGGGCGGCGGAGCGAUGGCGGCGCGCUGGGUAAGGUGCCAGGUGUUAUUAGAAGCUGGUUUUCCUAG
Messenger RNA from Colletotrichum gloeosporioides, 2391 nucleotides. RefSeq lists its product as uncharacterized. The transcript has a single exon. NCBI's taxonomy places the organism in Eukaryota, Fungi, Ascomycota, Sordariomycetes, Glomerellales, Glomerellaceae. The record is from RefSeq and is a predicted model, not a curated record. Bases 1 to 2391 code for a protein of 796 amino acids.